GAGGAGGAGAGGAAACCGGAGGAAGAGGAGGAGGCGAAAGAGGAGGAGAGCAGCCUCAGCGGGCGCCGGGGGAGCGAGUGAGCUCGGAGCGCAGGGCGAAGGCACGAAGAGGUCGGGGGACCCGGCGGGCGGCAGGAGGCACGGCCGGGGCAGCGGCGCCGACUCCGUUCCACUCUCGGCCCGGAUCCAGGCCUCCGGGUUCCCAGGCGCUCGCCUCCCUCUGACGCACUUUAAAGAGUCUCCCCCCUUCCACCUCAGGGCGAGUAAUAGCGACCAAUCAUCAAGCCAUUUACCAGGCUUCGGAGGAAGCUGUUUAUGUGAUCCCCGCACUAAUUAGGCUCAUGAACUAACAAAUCGUUUGCACAACUUGUGAAGAAGCGAACACUUCCAUGGAUUGUCCUUGGACUUAGGGCGCCCUGCCCGCCUUUUGGAGAGGAGAGAAAACUUUUUUUUGCCUCCCCCGAGAAACUUUCCCCCCCUCUCCUCCCUGCCUCUAACUCCGAUCCCCCCCUCCACGCCAUCUCGCCAAAAAAAAAAAAAAAAAAAAAAAAAAAAAAAAAAAAUCACCCCAAUCCACGCCUGCAAAUUCUUCUGGAAGGAUUUUUCCCCCUCUCUCCAGGUUGGGCGCGUUUGGUGCAAGAUUCUCGGGAUCUUCGGCUUUGCCUCUCCUUCCCCCUCCCCCCUCCUUUCCUUUUUCCUUUCCUUUCUUUCUUCCUUUCCUACCCCCACCCCCACCCCAAACAAACGAGUCCCCAAUUCUCGUCGGUCCUCGCCGCGAGCAGCGGGCGGCGGAGGCAGCGUGCCGCGGUCGCCGGGAGCAGGGAGCCCGGGGCGCCCGCUCCUCGGCGCAGCAUGUUCCAGCCGGCGCCCAAGCGCUGCUUCACCAUCGAGUCGCUGGUGGCCAAGGACAGUCCCCUGCCCGCCUCGCGCUCCGAGGACCCCAUCCGUCCUGCAGCGCUCAGCUACGCCAACUCCAGCCCCAUAAAUCCGUUCCUCAACGGCUUCCACUCCGCCGCCGCCGCAGCAGCCGCGGGCAGGGGCGUCUACUCCAACCCGGACUUAGUGUUCGCCGAAGCGGUCUCGCACCCGCCCAACCCCGCGGUGCCAGUGCACCCGGUGCCGCCGCCGCACGCCCUGGCCGCCCACCCCUUGCCCUCCUCGCACUCGCCACACCCCCUCUUCGCCUCACAGCAGCGGGACCCGUCCACCUUCUACCCCUGGCUCAUUCACCGUUACCGAUAUCUGGGCCAUCGCUUCCAAGGGAACGACACAAGCCCCGAGAGUUUCCUUUUGCACAACGCGUUGGCCCGAAAGCCGAAAAGGAUCCGAACCGCCUUCUCCCCGUCCCAGCUUCUAAGGCUGGAACACGCCUUCGAGAAGAAUCACUACGUGGUGGGCGCGGAAAGGAAGCAGCUGGCUCACAGCCUCAGCCUUACGGAAACUCAGGUAAAAGUAUGGUUUCAGAACCGGAGGACGAAGUUCAAAAGGCAGAAGCUGGAGGAAGAAGGCUCAGAUUCGCAACAAAAGAAAAAAGGGACACACCAUAUUAACCGGUGGAGAAUCGCCACCAAGCAAGCGAGUCCGGAGGAAAUAGACGUGACCUCAGACGAUUAAAAACCCAAACCCAAACCCACAGAAACGGACAACAUGGAGUAAAACAGAGACAGGGAGAGGAGGGGAAGAAGGAAAAAAAACCUACAAAACAAAAACAAACCGCGCACACAUUCACCGAGAAAGGGAGAGGGGAUCAGAGAGCUACGGCAGGCUUCGCAGACUUUGGACAGCGAGGGCGCUGGGUCCCAAUCCAAGAUCGCGCCAGGAUGGCAGAGGAUCCAGGCUCCUUCAUCAACUUGCAACCUUCGUCUAAAGAGGCAGCUGAGUGAGUGAGUGAGAGAGACAGAGAGAGGGAGAGAGAGGGAGGAGGGGGGAGAGAGAGAGGGAGAGAGAGAGGGAGAGGUAGAGAAAGAGAGAGAUCUCCAGAUCCAAAUGUGGUAGAGCAGAAGGCGCACUCUGACAAGGAGAGCUGUCAGUCAAACACCAAACCAGGGAGACAAGAUGAUUGGCAGGUAUUCCGUUUAUCACAGUCCACUUAAAAAAAUGAUAAUAAUGAUUUAAAAACCAUCCCAACCAGGCACAGGACUUUUAAUUUUGCACUUCGCAGUUUUCCCCAGUCUUUAAAAAUAAUUAGUAAUAACAAGCGAAAUUCCAUAUCUAGCCCCAUCCCACACCUGUUUCAAAAACUUGAAUUGCAUGUAGCAGUUGUUGGGCGAAUGGUGUCUAAAGACAAAAUGAAUUGUAAUUUUAUUUUCUUUUUAAAGACAGGUUCUGUGUGUUUUUUAUUUUGAUUUUUUCCGAGAAAUGUGCAGUCUGUAAACACUUUUUGAUACCUUCUGAUGUCAAAGUGAUCGUGAAAGCUAAAUGAAGUAGGCUCAGCGAUAGUGGUCCUCUUACAGAGAAACGGGGAGCAGGAUGGGGAUGGGGGUGGUAAGGGAGGGUACCCCGAGAAGAAUCAGGAUUUGUGCUAGGGAAAAAAAAACCCUAAAUUAAUUCUAUUUCUUGGACAUUCCCUUUCCUAACAUUCUGAGGCUCAAAACCACCAAGUUAACUUCUCCUCUUAGUGGUUGGAGAAAUUGGCUGAGUUCAACCAUUCAUCAUAAUGUCCAUUCAAAACUUUAAAUCUGUCUAUUGCAAAAAUUGAAGGACUGUAGUUAGCGGGGAUGAUGUUAGUGUGGCCAAGGACAUGCGGCAAGUUUUCAAGCACUGAGUUUCUCUUCCAAGACCAUAGACUUACUAAAGAGAGCGACAAAUGCUUCCUUAAUGUCUUCUAUACCAGAAUGUAAAUAUUUUUGUGUUUUGUGUUAAUUUGUUAGAAUUCUAACACACUAUAUACUUCCAAGAAGUAUGUCAAUGUCAAUAUUUUGUCAAUAAAGAUUUAUCAAUAUGCCCUCAGA
Messenger RNA from Sciurus carolinensis (gray squirrel), 2951 nucleotides. RefSeq names its product empty spiracles homeobox 2 (gene Emx2). The record is from RefSeq and is a predicted model, not a curated record. Bases 853 to 1614 code for a protein of 253 amino acids. Gene Ontology annotation, biological process: brain development; regulation of DNA-templated transcription; neuron differentiation. The transcript has 3 exons. Lineage: Eukaryota; Metazoa; Chordata; Mammalia; Rodentia; Sciuridae. Gene Ontology annotation, molecular function: DNA-binding transcription factor activity, RNA polymerase II-specific; DNA binding.